AUGUUUUCUUCCCUCGCCCGGCUGCGAGCAAUUGCUUUCACGCUUUCCUUUCAUGCCAUAUUCUCUUAUGCAUCAGAGAGCUCUCUAUUCACAUCAUCUGUAACAUACUGCUCGACACCGGAGACUCUACUUAUACAACAGUUUGACGUCGAGUAUUUCGCCGCAAACCAAUCCGUAUCCUUCAAUAUCUCUGCCGAAAGUGUCGACUCCAAUGUCAACGUAUCAGCGAGCUUGCUCGUGAACGUGUUUGGGAUUGAGCCAGUCAAUAUCACAAUCGAUCUUUGUGGUAUCCUAAACGGAGCUCUUUGUCCCCUCCCUGAGUACAAUUUUACUGGCUCAGACUCUAUCUCCCUCCCCGACUCUAUCAGUGGCAUAAUUCCUUCUUUCAUAUUCAAAAUCCCAGACCUCGAGGGCUACGCGCAGCUGACGCUAAUUGAAGUGGGCACCGGCGAUGUCAAAGCAUGUGUUCAGGCGACCCUGUCUAAUGGUUUGUCUACUCGUCAACGAGCUGUGGAGUGGACUACAGGUGGCAUCACGCUCUUCACACUUUUAGUCGCUUUGUGGCAGUCCCAUAAUCCAACUGCCAUCCUUCCAUAUCGUUUGCUGGAUUUGAUAUACUUGUUUCAGAGUAUUGCAGUGUCAGCCUUGCUCGACCUCAAUUACCCCGUCACUUACAUAUCAUUCGCCUUGAACUUUGCGUGGUCACUGUCACUGUUCUCAUCAAGCGAUGACUCAAUUCAGGAUGCUAUUAAUAACAUGCGAGCCUUAACAGGAGGGGGACUGGCCAACUCCACCUCUAGUUCUGCCGUUGCAUUUGUCAAUCGCAAACUUAGCCCCUUCAACUCCGAUAGUGCAUCUUCUAGCUCAGGAAGUAUAUCGACCCUAUCAUCAUUAACGAGGAGAACUGUGAAUUCAUCGCUUUUGCAGCAGCGCGAUGUUGCUGUAGUCACGUCGGAAUCGGAUAAUGUUCUUUCGGCAGGGAUUCCCAUCUAUGUGUCUACUAUCAAUAUAGCAACUGCGAACGCAUUCAUGACUGUGUUCUUGUGCACGAUCAUGUUAAUUGCGAUUGCUAUCUUCGUCUUCGGAGUUGGAUGGGCAUCGCUUUUGGCAAUGGAAAAAUUUCGUCUCGGCCCCGAUGAGCGACGCAGCCGGCUCAAACGUACAUAUCCUUCUUGGGUUCGUGCAUGGAUUCUCCGUUUGAGUUUGGUAAUGUUCAUUCCGAUCGUUCUGUUUGGAUUUUAUCAGUGGACGCUAAACGACUCUUGGCUUUCGAUUCUGUUCUCUGUGAUUGCUUUCUUGGGCAUCAUGAUUGCAGUUUGUUAUCCAUCCGUCGUUGUCAUUCGCUCCGUUCGUCGUUCCGAACCCUCAGUGCUGUACACUGACCCCUUCCUUCUCAACUCUUACGGUCCUCUCUACGCACAAUUCCUUCCAUCUCGAUAUUCCUUUUUCCUCCCUGUUGUUGUCGCAGCGUUUUUCAAGGCGAUAAUCGUUUCGUUCAUUUCAUCAAGUGGAAUGGCUCAGAUCAUCCUAUUCCUUAUCCUCGAGGUGGCACUUGUCCUUCGUGUGCUCUUAUUACGACCACACAAAGUUCGCGGCGCUGAUGUCUUUUCAUCAUUCCUUGGUAUCAUCCGUGUCGUUUGUAGUGGGUUGAUGAUCGCCUUCGUUCAGAGCAUCGGCGUUAAACCCAUUCCGCGUUAUGCCCUUGGCCUAGUUUUGGAUGUCAUAAAUUCCAUAACUAUUCUUGUUGUGAUUUUCAACAUUGCUCUCCACUCCGGCCUUCAACGACUUUGGAAGCGCCAUGAGACAUCUACUCCAUCUUCCCGAUCGUCCUCUCUACAUGGAUCUUCAGACAUCAUUCUGGAGAAGAAUGCCGCUUCAUCAUCAGAGGAUUCUUCCAGUGACCCAUUUGGAAGGCCGAGAAACCCUACUCCGGAACGAAAUGUGCCUCUUGACCCCGAGAUCAACCAACCUUACAACCCAUCAAGUCCUACAGCUACAACAACAGAUUACGCUAGCACUCGCCAGCGGGACUCAGAGUCCACGAAUUUUGGCUCUGUUCUUCCCCGCCGAUGGUCUUUUACCCCUCUUCACACACCAACAGACUCGUCCGCCCUAGAUCAUUCCACUCCGUUUGAAAGCACGUUAUCUAGAACGUCCGAGGAACAGCUAGAGAAAGCAUCGCAUUCACGCGAUUGA
This is a messenger RNA of Lentinula edodes (shiitake mushroom), 2196 nucleotides long. RefSeq lists its product as uncharacterized. Gene Ontology annotation, biological process: transmembrane transport; fungal-type cell wall biogenesis. Lineage: Eukaryota; Fungi; Basidiomycota; Agaricomycetes; Agaricales; Omphalotaceae. Bases 1 to 2196 code for a protein of 731 amino acids. The transcript is spliced from 4 exons. The record is from RefSeq and is a predicted model, not a curated record.